Messenger RNA from Cephus cinctus (wheat stem sawfly), 12695 nucleotides. It is a transcript of the gene ds, whose product is annotated as protein dachsous. The record is from RefSeq and is a predicted model, not a curated record. The transcript is spliced from 16 exons. Gene Ontology annotation, molecular function: calcium ion binding. Gene Ontology annotation, cellular component: plasma membrane. NCBI's taxonomy places the organism in Eukaryota, Metazoa, Arthropoda, Insecta, Hymenoptera, Cephidae. The coding region runs from base 1791 to 11744 and encodes 3317 amino acids. Gene Ontology annotation, biological process: homophilic cell-cell adhesion.
GUAGGCCUUGCAGGUGCCGCCAUGUCAGUGCAUGCCUAACCUCGUAGCCGCGCGGAACGGACGCUGGUACCGCGAAAUCGUGCGAGAGUCACGUUCACGGCUGUCCGGAACGGCCGCAACCGAAGUGUUCCUUUGGAAGGAAGCAGAUCCCGGUCUGUCUGUUGAGAUAGUCGCGCGACCGCGUAAAGUUCCUGCCGAAAGUUUGUGAGGGGAAUAUUAACCUGAUGUAGAUAUAUAUAUUCUAUCUGUCUAUAUACCCAUAUGUAUGCGUAUGUAUAUAUGGAUAUAGAUAUAGAUAUGUGCACUGUAUAUACUAUAUAGAUUGACCGUACGAAGUGCGCUGGACCGUCUCCUCCUCGGAUGGAGUUUGGAGAGCGCGAGUUCUCUCUCAGUGCACCGAGUGUCUAGAGUUAUUCCAGGGAGAGGAUACCACGCUGCGCUUCCAGAGGGAUAUCGGGAAGGCAGGUAGAUGCAAUUCUAGAACCGGUAAUCUAAACUCUGCACCAGGUGAAGAGAUUCGGAGUCAAGUUGUGAGCUAGUCCCUGGUCUCUUGAGGGAAUAGCAGGCGCGAUUACUCGGAAGAGUAUUUCGAAAGGCGUUGAGAGUGAGAGAGAAAGAGAUAGAGGAGGGAGGGAGAGAGAGUGAGUGUGUGUGUGUGUGAGAGAGAGAGAGAGAGAGAGAGAGAGAGAGGAGAGUAAAAAGAAGAAGAGAAGAGAGUAAAUGAUCGUCAGGAUGACGGGAAGGAAGAUGGAGGUGAGGACGACCGAGGUGGCGGCCAGGGAGGUGCGCGAGUGCGUCUCGAAAGGCCCGGCGGUCGCCGGCCCCUUGUGACCGGUGUGCUGUUGCUGCUGCUAUUUCUGUUGCCGAUGCUGCGGCCGGUCGCUGCUGCUGCUGCUACUACGGGAGAGUAAAUCGUCCUCGUGCGUCGUAUAUGGAAGAGAUAUUCAGUGCCGGUGUAGAUAGUAGAUGCUACGUAUUGAGGGAGGUGAUAGUACGUAGUCGUGUACGAAGGGGAGGUGCGAGCCGAAGAAGUGGCGGUGGAGGAGACGGAGGAGGAGGAGGAGGAGGCGAGGGGGAGGACAGAAGGAUCGAAAGAUUUAGAAGACAGAAUGAAGGAGGAUGGAAUGUAAGAGCCGCGAAGGGAGGUGGCGAUAUAUGCUCCUAGUUUAGGCUGAAUUUGGCGUGAGAAAUGAUGGAUGGGAGGUUGAGAUAAGAUCGAGAGUAAAAGGGAAAAAGAGAUAAUUGAAGUACGCCGGAGAAAAAAGGAGGUGGCUCUUGUGUGGGUGGUGGUUGUAGUGUUGGUUGUGCUUGUUGUUCCUGUUGUUGUUAUUGUUGUGCUGCUCGUGUUCGUGCUGGCGGUUGUGGUAGUGCUGGCGGUGCUCGUGGUGCUGGUGAAUCCUCUAGUGCCGGAGAACAAGAAGAAAAGGAAGAGAAAACGAUACGUGUCGGAUAAUCAGAAUGAGGUCUGGAAAGUAAUCUCGUCGAGUAUCGUGGUAACAAUUGUGAAAUCAGGAAUACGUAUCGGGAUCACGAGGAAUCCACGGACUCUAGAGGAAAAUAAAGGAAGAGUGGCGAUCGGUUUAUGCCACAUUGAGGAUCAAGUAUAACCAGGCACCUGAUAAUCAGGACAAUCCUAAGGAACGUUUCCCUGCCUUUUGCACUCGGGAUCCCGGAGAUACCUCUCCUUCGAGAGUCUCGCAUACCCGGGUGGCAUCUAGACACCUAGUCCUCUAGACGUGCGCGUGAUUAGGAAUGGAGACCUCGAGAUAGUACUUUCCUGAGGUCCCAGGAUGCGCUCGGUAAGGGCGCUGUUAUUCGCCCUCGUCCUGGGCGCGACGCUCGCCCCAGGUAUGGGAUCGGACCUGGUGCAGACCCUCGAGGUUUCGGAGAACGCGCCACCCGGGACCCGGGUGGGUUUCAUCGAUGCGGAUAGUCCGCCGUAUCUGAUAGUGUCGGUGCCAGGGUCGGCUGUAGACGCAGAUCUGAUAGUCGAUCAGUCGACUGGAGAGAUAAGGACCAGAGUACCCCUAGAUCGGGAGACCAGAGCUUCUUACAGCCUAGUGGCUCUGCCCCAGAACGUCCGGGUCGUCGUGAAGGUCCUCGACGAGAACGACAACGCGCCGACGUUUCCGGUCGAGCACGUGGACGUGGAAUUUCCUGAGAAUUCACCGCGCGACGCGAAGCGCGCUCUGCCGCCGGCCAAGGACCCGGAUCUGGGCCCCUACUCGACGCAGAGGUACGAGAUCGUCGCAGGGAACGUGGGGGACGUCUUCAGACUGGCACCUCACAGGGGACGCGACGGCGUCCUCUAUCUGGACCUACAGAACUCUGGGUCUCUGGACAGAGAGGCAAGGUCUAAUUACAACCUCAUAAUAGAGGCCCUCGACGGCGGCGCUCCACCGUUGCGCUCCAGACUCCACGUAAACGUCACGGUCCAGGACGUCAAUGACAAUCCACCGAUCUUCAAUCAGACUCGGUACUCCGCGAGUGUUCCUGAAAACGCAACCGUAGGCACUGCGGUGCUGGCAGUGAACGCCAGCGACGCCGACGCCGGGGAGAACGGGAAGAUCGAAUACUCCAUAAACAGGAGACAAUCGGAUCGCGAGGAGAUGUUCCGGAUCGACCCUGAGACCGGGAUGGUGUAUGUGAAUAAGCCGCUAGACUUUGAAUCGAAGGAGAGACACGAGUUGGUCGUGGUGGCCAGGGACAGAGGUGCUCAGCCUCUGGAGGCGAGUGCCUUUCUUUCGGUAAGAGUGACGGACGUUAAUGACAAUCAGCCGGCAAUCACAGUGAUAUUCUUAUCGGACGACGCGACGCCCAAGAUAUCCGAGAGUGCUCAACCUGGUGAAUUCGUCGCGAGGAUAUCCGUGAGUGACCCGGACUCUAGGACCGAGUAUUCAAACGCUACGGUUACGCUUACGGGUGGCGACGGGCACUUCGGUCUAGCCACCCGGGAUAACAUAAUCUAUCUAGUGGUCGUCGAGCGUCCUCUGGACCGGGAGGAGAAACCCGUCUACGAGUUGUCAGUGGAAGCUACGGACGCCGGGACGCCUCCUCUCAGAGCAGCCAGGACCUUCAAACUCCUGGUGACCGACGUUAACGACAAUGCUCCGAAAUUUGAGCAGGACCGGUACGAAGGUCAUCUCCUUGAAGCUUCUGAGCCUGGAACGUCGGUCGUCAACGUCACUGCGACUGACCUAGACGAAGGUGCUAAUUCCGUUAUAAAGUAUUCCCUCAAGAAUUCCACGUGGUUCACCAUCGACGAGGUCACAGGUCGCAUAACGACCAUCGCCCACGUGGACUGCGAGACCAAUCCGACGCCGACGCUCGUCGUCGUCGCUACGGAUUCCGGUCAUCCUCCUCUCAGCAGUAGUGCUACAGUGCAAGUGACAGUUUAUGACAAUAAUGAAAACGAGCCCAUAUUCGAGAAGCCGCUCUACAACGCCACCGUUCCCGAGGAUCUUCCAGUAGGACGCUGCUUCAUCAAGGUGCAAGCUACGGAUCCCGACUGCGGCGUCAACGCUUUGGUGAAUUACACCCUGGCAGCCGGUAGACCAGCCAGCGAGCAACUUCUGGUGCGAAGCGACACUGGCGACAUCUGCGUCCGUUCACCGUUGGACAGAGAAACAGCCCCUUAUCUGGAACUACCCGUUAUCGCCACGGACAGAGGAGGACUCAGUACCACAGCCAUAGUCCGAAUUCAGGUGACGGACGUCAACGACAACCGACCUGUUUUCUCGCCCGAUCGCUACAACGUGACGUUGAGACACGACAGCAGCAUCAAUGGUGCCAUUCUGCGUCUGGUAGCGACGGAUAUGGACGCGGGUCUCUUUGGCCAGGUCGCCUACAGGAUAUCCGGCGGAAACGAAGCAGGGGUCUUCAGGAUAGACAGGAGUAACGGCGAACUCCACGUGUCGCGGCUGAGCUUGCUGUCCAGAUCAACGACGCACCAUCUCAACGUGACAGCUACCGAUGCUGCCGGCCUGAAGAGCAUCAGGGACGCUGAGGUCAAGAUCUUUGUCUCGUCGUCGACCAACAGACUCGUCUCCUGCGAGAGAGCUAGAUACACCUUGACAGUGAAGGAGAGCAUCGCCCAGAACAGCGUCAUAGCCAGUAUCAAGGGUGCGUCCACGGCUCCUAUCGAAACUGGCGAUCGUCUCACGAGAUUCUUCCUCGUGAACGAAGAGGCUGAGCUUUUGAUGGAGCCGAAUACAGGGAUGCUGCGCACGCGUCUACCACUGGACCGGGAAACCCGUGACAGAUACGUACUGAGCGUGGCGGUACGCAAUGGGCACCUGCUUGGCUACUGUCAGGUUGAAAUUUUCGUAGAAGACGUCAACGACAAUCCACCCUCCUUUCCUUCGAGUUCAGUAAGGAUUUCCGUUCCGGAGUCACAUCCACUUCAUACACCUCUCUACGUAGCCCAUGCCAUAGAUCCUGACGUCACUCCAUCCGCACCAAUUCGUUACCUUCUCACUCAAAACAGCAACGAUCUGUUUGGUAUCGAUGCGAGACUCGGCGAGCUUUACCUUGGCAGAAGAUUGGAUUACGAGACUCAGCAGAGGCACAGCCUCCUGAUCAGCGCCCUGGACGGCGCCGGUCUCUCCGCCAACCUCAGCCUGAGCGUCGAGGUUCAGGAUGUGAAUGACAACCCCCCAGUGUUCGAGAGGAACGAGUAUCACGUGGAGGUUCCCGAAGGCGCCAGGCUCGAUUCGCAGAUAAUGCAAGUUACUGCAGUCGACUUGGAUACUGGGAACAACGCUCGUCUCAGGUAUCGACUUCAGGGUUCAGCAUCGUUCCGUAUCAGCCCCAACUCAGGCAGGAUCUACUUGGCGCAAUCUCUAGACCGUGAAACGAUCGAUCGAUACGCUUUGACUGUAUUGGCUACUGAUAACGGUUCGCCGGCAGCCACGGCGAGCGCUUCCGUUCUGGUCAGCGUUCUCGAUGACAACGACAACGAGCCGCACUUUGAGAAAGAAUCUUACAGCUUCGAACUACUGGAAAAUCUGCCAUCAGGGACAUUAGUUGGUACAGUCGCAGCAUCUGAUCCUGAUCUAGGAAGAAAUGCUCUCUUGAGAUACGCAGUGGUCCAGCAUAACAGCAGCUUUGUCAUCGAUCCUGAUACCGGCGAGAUCACUACGAGAGAACCCCUUGAUAGAGAAUCCAAAGGGGUUCAUGAACUCGUUCUGGAAGCUCGGGAUCAAGGGACACCUUCUAGAGCGGCCAGGGUGCCUCUCAAGGUUACCGUUCUGGAUGUCAAUGACAAUUCUCCAGAGAUUCUUGAUCCUCAGGGCGACGUUGUUAGCGUCAGGGAGGAACAACCUUCGGGAACUGAGGUUGCUAGGGUCAGGGCAAUCGAUACUGACCUAGGAGAAAAUGCUUCCGUCACAUACAGCAUCCUCAAGGAUCGAGACUCGGAUGGUCACAGCGUCUUCACCAUUGAUCCAAUAACUGGAAUGAUCAGGACUAAGGCUGUUCUGGACCACGAGGAACGUAAUGUCUAUCGGGUGUCGGUCAAAGCAAGCGACGCUGGGCGUCCAUCGCGUCAUAGCGUCAGGGCGCUUCGCGUUGAAGUUUUAGCUCUUGCUGAUAACAGACCGACGUUUACAAGCAGCAGCCUAACCUUCCACGUACGCGAAGACGCCACUAUAGGGCAUGCCGUUGGUUCGGUAUCUGGUGCUGGGCCUGCAGGUCGCGUAGCUUAUACCCUGGACUCCCUGAGUCCCGUCACCGAGUAUCCUGCCUUCGAUGUGGACCGCGGUUCCGGUCAGCUGGUGGUAGCGCACUCUCUCGACCGGGAGAACAUCAGCGAGUACCACCUAGACAUUCGCGCCUUGGACACAACCUCCAUUGGGAAUCCUCAAAGCAUAGCUGUUUCGGUGAAGAUCCUCAUCGAGGAUGCAAAUGAUAACGCACCCAGAUGGCCUCAAGAUCCUAUAACAGUGAUGGUAACCGAGAGAGCGGUUAUUGGCUCGACCAUUUACAAUCUGACGGCCACCGACCUGGACAGCGGUCCCAACGGCGAUCUGAGAUACAGCCUCGUCGCCGAGUUCCCCAGCAGUGGAAGCUUUGCCGUGGAUUCUCUGACUGGUGCCCUCACCCUGGCACGACCUCUGGACCGAGAGGAGAGAGCAGAGUACACUCUGAUAAUAAAAGCUUCUGAUCGGGCUCCACCAGGAGAUCAAUUAGCAGCCACUGUCACUGCCAGGAUCAUCGUCCUGGAUCAGAAUGACAACGAUCCAGUAUUUGUCGCACCGGAGUCAACGAGACUGUCGAUCGGCAAUGAUCUUCUACCAGGCGCAUCUCUGCUGAGGGUUGUAGCUGUAGACAAGGAUGCUGGAGACAACGGUCGUGUCUCCUAUGUGAUAACCUCAGGCAACGAAGAGGGCAGAUUCUCCGUAGGCUAUGAUUCCGGAAUCGUCACCCUGGCUCGACCUAUGUCAAGACUGACCGAGCUGGAGAUCACUGCCAACGAUCAUGGAACCCCUCCUCGAAAGGCCACCUUAAAACUCGUUCUGACCUUGGCCAGUCAAGCAGCAGGACCACCUAGAUUACUUCUCCCAGGACCCACAGCCAAGAUCUCCGAAGAUUCAGCCCUGGGAGCAACGGUCUUAAACGUAGCUGGUCCAGCCAUCACAGAUCAAGCCAACGUCAGCUUCAGCAUCCCGAACGGUGUCGCCUCCGACAAAUUCACCAUCUCGCCGACCGGUCUGGUGACUCUUCGCAGGACCCUAGAUCGUGAGGAUGUCUCAAGGUACUCUCUACCUAUCCUGGCCAGGUCUAGCAAGCUACUCGACCUUACGACUCUGGAGGUUUUCGUCCUCGACGAGAACGACAACAGUCCAGAAUUCCGUCCGGGAUCCUGCUACACUUUGGCCGUUCCUGAGAACCAGGAGAGCUCAAUGGUACAUACCGUAGCUGCAGAGGACAUUGACGAGGGCCGCAAUGGCGAGAUAUUUUACAGCAUCGUUGGUGGCAAUACUGGGGCCAAGUUCAAGCUAGACUCGUCGACUGGGGUUUUGUCCACGUCGAGUCUUGACAGAGAAUCCAUGGCCAGAUACGUCCUGACUAUUUCUGCCAAGGACAAAGGUCGACCUAGCCUUGAAGCUAGAUGUAAUCUCACUGUCAUCGUCCUUGAUGUCAAUGAUAAUGCUCCAGUUUUCGCACAGAAUCAGUACACUGAGAACAGACCACGUCCUAUGCCAUUGAAUAUGCAGAAUUCGGAUUUCAUGAAUUUUGGAUUGCAAACUUUUGGCCAGUACGGCUCCAGCAAUUAUCAGGCCAAUUAUAUGCCAAUAAGAUACGCAACUACCGUGUCAGAAGAUAUUGCCAGCGACUCCAGCGUGAUGACAGUGAAAGCUUCGGAUCCUGAUCAGGGAAUCAAUGGAAAAAUUACCUAUAGCAUCGCAGAGGAGUCCACCUGGUUAUUCAGGGUUGACAACCUAACCGGUGUAAUUACAACUGCAGGCCCUCUCGAUCGAGAACGCCAGAGCGUCUACAAUUUCCUGGUGGUUGCUACGGACGGUGGAAAAUACGACGCCAAGAGUACGUCGAUUCCGGUUCAGAUCAGUCUUACCGAUGUCAACGACAACGCACCGGUCUUUGGGAAAUAUCCAUUCAGAGCAACGGUCCCGAUUGGUUCGCAACCUGGACAGAACAUUCUGCGAGUCACAGCCACGGAUCCUGAUCUAGGAAUCAAUGGAGAGAUCAUAUAUUCUUUUUUGAGAGAGGAGGAAAAACCAAAAUUCAGGAUUCAUCCAAUUUCCGGAGUGGUCACAGCGACCUCGUCAUUGGCUCAGGAUAACGGAAAGAUUUAUCACUUGGAGGUCCUAGCCAAGGAUAAGGGCAGUCCACCAAGAACCGCUAAAGGAUUGAUAGAACUUCGUAUUGGAGAUGUGUCCGACUUGAUACCAGUACUCAAGUUUCAAAAUGAGACCUACGAGGUCGUCGUCCAGGAGAACUCUUCUGCAGGAACAGCAAUCCUCCAAGUGACUGCAGUGCGUUCCGACGGUAGACGGCAGCACAUAUCAUACUCAAUUGGUUCAGGCAACGACUUCGAGACCUUCUCCAUCGACGAGGACACCGGCCUGGUCCGUGUCAAUGAUCCCAAGAGACUGGAUGCUGAACUCUGGAACGACGUGACAGCGUUAUCCGAUGAUGACGGACGUAGCAACUCCUGGAGAAGGUCCUUGGAAGGUCAACAACCAAAAGAAGAACCUAGGGAAAGUGCCACGCACACUUUGACCUUACUGGCAAGGACUGUAGGAUUAGAUCCUCUGGAAGCUUACACGAGAUUGACCAUCCGUGUGUCUGACGUCAAUGACAACCCACCGAUCUUCACUCAGAUGCAAUACUCUGCCACAGUGCUCGAGGGUAACACCAAGGGAAACUUUGUAGUCAAGCUCUCCGCCAGCGAUGCAGAUCAGGGACUCAACAGCAGAAUUCUCUAUCACAUUGUUGAUGGCAAUCCUGACAAUGCAUUCACCAUAAGUCCACCAUACAGUGGUAUAGUCAGAACAAACAUAGUUCUCGACCGUGAAAUCCGAGAGAAAUACAGAUUGACGAUCAUAGCAACGGACCAAGGAAAUCCGCAAUUGACAGGAACAGCAGCACUUAGCGUCAGGGUGAUAGAUGUCAAUGACAAUCAGCCUACGUUUCCGGAACACAGUAUCAUCUCAGUUUCGGAAGGUACAGCACUAGGUACCGUCCUUACUACGAUCACGGCUAACGACGUGGACAGUUCGCCAGCCCUGACCUAUCGAUUUGGCAACAUUACACGACCUGGACCCUUCAGCAUCGAUCGGUACAGCGGAAGGGUCGUACUUCGAAAGCGCUUGGAUGCUGAGACCAGAUCUGAGUACACUCUUCAGGUAUUGGCCAGUGACAGCAUCCACGAGGCCAGUACAGAGUUGACCGUAAGGGUCACGGAUCUUAAUGACAAUCCGCCAUGUUUCCAGCAAGCAGCUUACGUAGCCACCCUUCCAGAAGGACGAGCGGACGUCCAAGAAAUUCUCAUCGUGAACGCCACGGAUGAUGACCUCACCGAGGAGAACAAUCGUGUACGAUAUUCCCUUGUGCGUCCUAGUAAAGGGUUCUCAGUGAAUCCAUUGACUGGAAGCGUUAUGGUUAAUCGUACCGCACUGCCACGACCUCUCCAGAAGGAGGUCGAGUUCUCUAUCCUCGCUGAGGAUUCAGGAAAGCCACCAGCGACCAGUAUCUGCUCAGUAAUUGUUCGCCUGAGCAGCCUGAAGAACGCACUUCCUGGGAAGGAGCACAAAGUUUCUAUUAAAGAAAAUGCUGAGAAGGGUUCGACCAUCAUGAGACUCUCCGACGUGGACCUCAUCGACGGGAGCAUCGUAUCCGGGGACGAUAAUGGAUCCUUUGAAGUGUCACGCGGGAAGCUGAUCCUGGCGAAGAGGCUGGACAGGGAAACCAAGGAGAAAUACAUACUGAAAUUAGGUUCCCGGAGUGAGAACACGACCUCGAUCAGCGGGGGAGUGGCGGUGGUCAUCGUGAACGUCGAGGAUGUAAACGACAACUACCCUCAGUUCCUGGAGGAAUUAUAUCAAGUCGCCAUUAAGGAAGAUGCUGCAAGAGGAAGUACGGUAGCUGUAGUAAGGGCGAAGGACAACGAUCGUUCAGAAAGCCCUGCUGCUUCCAUAGUCUAUGACAUCACAUCCGGAAAUGAUGCUGGUCUCUUCCGAGUGGACAGAACAUCCGGUGCCGUCCUGGUUAACGCAACUCUUGACUGUGAUCUUGGACCUGAGAUACACUCACUGGUUUUAAUGGCCUGCGACGUGGAUCCUUCGCCUCUCUGUGCCCUGGCCAGACUGCGCAUUCGUCUGGAGGAUGUCAAUGACAAUUCACCCAAGUUCCCCGUUUCCGAGUACCUGGAGUUCGUUGGGGAGAACGAACCAAUAGGAACAAGAGUCUUCACGGCACGUGCUACCGACUUGGAUCGUGGUAUCUUUGGCGCCUUGAAUUAUUCUAUCGUCUCAGCAGCUGCCACUGGGUUCUCUGAUAUUGACGACUCCUGGAGACUCUUCGCAGUAGAUGCUAAGUCCGGAUCAGUUACUACCAGAGCAGUCUUUGAUUAUGAACAACGUAACAGAUACGCCUUUACUCUGCGCGCUACCGAUACUGGUGGCAGAACUGCCGCUGUCAGGGUCAGAGUGGAAAUAGAUUCGAGGGAUGAAUUCUAUCCACAGUUCACGGAGAAGAUGUAUCGUUUUGGCAUACGAAGUGGUACUCCAGUACUUCCUGGCGCUGUCAUUGGACACGUUACUGCCACUGACCGAGAUAAAGGACCGGACGGUCGUGUUGUUUAUCAAUUAAAGUCUCAGCAUCCUUAUUUCAAGCUUAAUCGUACUACAGGAGCUCUCAUUGUCAAACAGAAGCUUGUCAACGUAGACGUGGAUGUUGAGGAAUCAUCACGGUUGGUAGUAUCAGCAAGUUCCGGUAGACAAGGUUCUCUGUCAAAUAUGACAGUGGUGGAGAUAACUCUAGAUGAUGAUGACUCUUUGUUCUCCUCUGGCUCUUCGCCAUCUGAUAUUGGAUCAAACAUGGCAGUGGCCGCUGCUGGAGGAUUGGCUGAUUGGGCGUUGGGUCUACUGAUUGCUUUGCUUCUGUUGGUCGUAGCGUUUGGCGCCAUCUUUCUUUAUCUUCAUAUAAGAAAUAGAAGACACAAGAAACCUGGAACUAAACCUGGAUUAAAUGGCGAGAGCAACGCCACAGCCUCUAACAGCUAUGUGGAUCCCAGUGCCUUCGACACCAUUCCUAUAAGAAGUGUCGGGGGUGUCGGAGGCGUUGGAGGUGGCGUCAGUGCCACUGGAGGUGGCGGAGGAGGCGGUGGAACAUCCUGCCAGUUUGCGCCACCGAAGUACGACGAGAUUCCACCCUAUGGGACUUCAGGGCAGGCAGCUCAACAACAAGCCACUUCUGAACUGUCUGGUAGUGAUCAGUCUGGCUCCUCCGGAAGAGGAUCGGCUGAAGAUGACGGUGAGGAUGAAGAGAUAAGAAUGAUCAAUGAAGGACAACAAACUGGGGAUUCUGCGAGUGAUCUGUCAGUGCACAACACUCAGGAGUACCUGGCAAGGCUAGGAAUCGUUGAUCCACCGGCAGGAACACCAAGAAGACCACCAGAGGCUCUUCCUCUGGACAGCCUCCAUCUUUUCGAAGAUGAAUCUACCACCGAAGCAGACAUUGCUACUCUUAUAUAUGGAAAAAUCGGUGAACCAGGUCGACCUACGUCAGGACUCGAAGCACCUGGUGGGCCCUCAAUGAACGGUUCCUUAAGUUCCAUAGUUCAUAGCGAAGAGGAGCUAACAGGUUCCUACAAUUGGGACUACUUACUAGACUGGGGACCUCAGUAUCAACCCCUGGCGCAUGUAUUCAGCGAAAUCGCAAGGUUAAAGGAUGAUGCUGCAAGCGUCCAGAGCGGAAACUCCGGUAGCAGUAAAGGCAAAUCUGUACAUAAGGCCCCACCGCCUCCACUGCUCACUUCAGUAGCUCCCAGGUCGCUAGCGGCGCCAGCAUUAGCAAGAGGCAUUCUACCAAGGUCGCCGAUAAGCCACGACGCCUCCACCUUCCCCUCGGCAGCCCUAAGUCCGAGUUUCUCACCUUCGUUGUCACCCCUAGCCACAAGGAGUCCUAGUAUAAGUCCCCUGGUACCACCGGCUGCUCAGCGGUCCAGUCAAGGCCCACCAAGAGGGAUCCCAGUUGCGGAUACUGAGCUCAGAAUCUAACUGACUGACAUCCACCACAAUAUAAUCCAAUGAUAACGAUUAGUAUUAUCAAUCCACUGUGCUAUACGUUAGUCUGUCUAACUGUCAGGGACUAUUUACUGGCCAAGGACCUUAACACUUUGCUAGGAAAAUUAUAUAGAAUUUUCUACCGAGGAUGAUAAAAAGAUAAUAGAAAUUAGAUAAAAGAUAAAAGUGACGCGGAUUUUUUGUACGAUAGCUCGUUGUCGCUUUCGAGAUGAGGGUCCUAGUUUAUUAAUUAUUACCGAAGUCACCGUGAGCUCCGGACUAUUUGUAUAUAGAAGACUGUUAUCGUGGCAGGCCAUCCAGUGAAACUGAGAACGAGUCCACUAGCGGCCAUUUUUAUUCUUAUCAUUAGUUUCGCAUUGAUCCGACCUCGGACCAAGAGAUUCGUCGAGACUCUCUUAGCAUAAGUAGCUCUGUAUAUAUAUAUAAAAUACAAAUAAUAAUUUGGUGUUAUAAUCAAAAGAUAGACUGCCGUCGGGGCGUCGGGACGCUUCCAGUAAUUAAAUGGGACAUUCGCGAUAUACCAAGCUGUACAGUAAUCCAAUUGUAAGAUUUAAGGGUGCGUUUACAAGUCCCACGGGAACAAUUUAAUCGAAUCCUGUAGAUACACGGCUGAAUUUAUUUUUAUUUGUCCCGUCGUCCGAUAGAACCACGAACGUACUGAUCUUUAUCGUGGUUUCAUUAGGCACGUACGUAUUACGUUCAUCGUUCAUAUACGAUGAGCUUUUAACUGAAAUUAGUGAACGUAUCGAAGGGAGGAAAUAUCGCCGCAAGGGCCACAGCAUAUCUAUAGAUAGAUAUAGUAUACAUACGCGUAUAUAAUAAAUUGUAUAAAAUGUUCUCGCUCUCUGUACAAAAAGACUUCGAAAAUUUCGAAAAUGACUUGACCAACUAGCAAGUCAUUAAUAAAUGAAUUUUUUAGCAAAA